AUGAAGUUCCAAAUGCCGCGCCCUUCAGGCGGAAGCCUAGGACGCACGAAGAACAUCCUGCAUUUCACACAAGCGUUCAUCAUCUUCAUCGCCUGGGCGCUGACUAUCGCUAUCUGGACAAAAGGCGAUGGUAUUGACGGGCGCACGGGGUGGUACUGGGGUCUGUGUUGGCUCAGUAUCCCCGGUCUCGUCUACCUAGUCGCCGUACCAAUGUGGCCGCGCGCCCGCCGCUUCGGAAACGUUUACGCCUUUGCCUGUGUCGAUAUUCUCUAUACGAUUCUCUGGGCUAGUGCUUGGAUUUGUCUUGCGUCGUAUGUUGCGCAGGGCAAGUCGAAGGGGUCUUCGGAUAGCAGUGACAAGGACUCGAAGUCGAGCUCGGAUUCGAAGUCUACGACGAAGAGGGCGACGAAUAGCGAUAGCAGUUCUAAGACUGGGUGUGAUAACUGGGCUUAUGGAAGUGCUGCUAAGUGCAAGCUUAGCGAGGCGACUACCAUUAUUGGUGUCUUUAUCUUUAUCCUAUUCGCCAUCACCGCCUGGAUGUCUUUCCGCAACGUGAUGCACUUCCGCCGCACAGGCACACUCCCCGACGCAGUCUCAGACCCCACCUUCGCAGCCCAGACCAAGGCUGCCUUUUCCUCGAACCCGGCCCACGACUUCGAGGAAGACGAAGAUGACUUCCGCUCAGGCCGUGGCGGUGGAAUGGCCGCCUCUUCCCGCGGUGAUCAGGACGAGGACUACGCCCUCCUCCAGCAAAGCGAGGUCGACGACCUAGGCAAUGCACACGGCCGGUCCGCGAUGCACGGCUCUUACGACCCCACUGCUCCCGCGCCUGGUGGUGUCCUCCAUGAUUAUAACGGUAGCACAGGUUACGGCGGGGCUCAUGGACAGCACUAUACUGCCCCUGGUGAUCAGUUUGCGCCGACUGAGUAUGGGGGAUCCUCUGUUGGGUAUGGGGGAUCUUCCGUUAGCGGGUAUGGGCGUUGA
This is a messenger RNA of Penicillium canescens, 984 nucleotides long. RefSeq lists its product as uncharacterized. Gene Ontology annotation, cellular component: membrane. The record is from RefSeq and is a predicted model, not a curated record. The coding region runs from base 1 to 984 and encodes 327 amino acids. Lineage: Eukaryota; Fungi; Ascomycota; Eurotiomycetes; Eurotiales; Aspergillaceae. The transcript is spliced from 3 exons.